AUGUGCGCGUACGGCUGUCUUAACAGAACGGGGGUGGUAGUGAGUAAAUCCAAAGUCUCUGGCUGUCUGUGCCAGCGGGUGGUGUCUUUGGGGUUUGUUUGGAGUCCAUGGGGUGGCACCAAAUGCUCCUUUGAAGUGACUGAGGUGAUGGCAGACGGCCCCAUUUUCUCUGUGGGGGUCUGGAGACAGUGCCUCUACCACUACAACCAAGCCCUCGUGCGCCCCCAUCUACGCCUCUCCCUGUGGAGGAACCCAUGCAAUUGGGCCGAGCACGGCUUACACCAGAGAAGCGCCAACAACGACGCCGCCAGGCGGGUGAGUGUCUGCCCAAAAGGCCAUGCUCGCCAGUAG
Knipowitschia caucasica is the source of this 351-nucleotide messenger RNA. The record is from the annotation of a GenBank genome assembly. NCBI's taxonomy places the organism in Eukaryota, Metazoa, Chordata, Actinopteri, Gobiiformes, Gobiidae.